ACCCAGGAUGGACACAGCUAUGGAAGCCAACCUGGGCGCUGCUGGCCACGGUCCCCGCACAGAGAUCAAUGAUGAGGACUACUACCAUCAGGGCAGCUGGGACACAGUCUUUCUGGUGGCCUUGCUUAUCCUGGGCCUGCCAGCCAAUGGGCUGAUGGCGUGGCUGGCUGGCUCACAGGCCCGGCACGGGGCUGGCACGAGACUGGCCCUGCUCCUGCUCAGCCUGGCCCUCUCUGACUUCUUAUUCUUGGCAGCAGCGACUUUCCAAAUCCUGGAGAUCCAGCAUGGAGGCCACUGGCCACUGGGCACGGCUGCCUGCCGCUUCUACUACUUCCUGUGGGGCGUGUCCUACUCCUCCGGCCUCUUCCUAUUGACAGCCCUCAGCCUGGACCGCUGCUUGCUGGCGCUGUGCCCGCGAUGGUACUCAGGGCACCGCCCAGCCCGCCUGCCCCUCUGGGUGUGCGCUGGGGUCUGGGUGCUGGCCACACUCUUCAGUGUGCCCUGGUUGGUUUUCCCUGAGGCCGCCGUCUGGUGGUAUGACUUGGUCAUCUGCCUGGACUUCUGGGAUAGCGAGGAGCUGCCUCUGAGGAUGCUUGAGAUCUUGGGGGGCUUCCUGCCCUUCCUCUUGCUACUGGUCUGCCACGUGCUCACCCAAGCCACUGCCUGCAAGACCUGUUGUGGUCAUCAGCCUAGGCCCAUGGCCUGCCAUGGCUUUGCCCGUGUGGCCAAGACCAUUCUGUCAGCCUAUGUGGUUUUGAGGCUGCCCUACCAGCUGGCACAGUUGCUUUAUCUGGCUUUCUUAUGGGAUGUCUACCCUGGGUACCUGCUCUGGGAAGCUUUGGUCUAUUCUGACUACUUGAUCCUGCUCAACAGCUGCCUGAGCCCCUUCCUGUGCCUGGCAGCCAGUGCUGAUCUCCGGGCCCUGCUGCGCACUGUGCUCUCCUCCUUUGCAGCUGCUGUUUGUGAGGAACGGCCUGGCAGCCUCACACCAGCUGAGCCACAGGCCCAGGUGGCCUCUGAGGGCUUGACUCUGCCAGGACUAACAGCUGAAGGCCAGCCUCAGUUGGAUCCAGUGAUCCUGCCUCAGGGGAAUCCCUCUGUCCAGCCACAGUCAGAGUCUGUGGUCCAGCCUGAGGUGAGGCCCUUGGUCCAGCCACAGUCAGAGUCUGUGGUUCAGCCUCAGGUGAACACUCUGAUCCAGCCACCGUUGGAUACUGUUGUUCAACUUGAGGUGAACCCUUUGACCCAGCCACAGUUGGAUCCUACGACUCAACCUCAAGUGAGCCCCUCAGCCCAGCCACAGUCAGAUUCUGUGGUCCAGCCUCAAGUGGACUCCCUGACCCAGUCACAAUCGGAUCCUGUGGCCCAGCCACAGUCAAGCAUGGAAGCCCAGACCCCUGCUGGUGGGGCUGAGUCAGCCUCUAACCCUGGUGAGGAAAACUCCCCUAGCCCUUCCCCAGAUCCCACCCCUGGACCCCCUGAGAAUAUAAACAGAACAGCUGUUCCUGAGGGAGAAAGCCCUAGCAGUGUCACGCCAAAAGAGGCCCCCAGUGCAGGACCUACUUGAGUGCCGGAGAAGGCCAAUAGAAGAGGCAGAGAGAGCCAAUAAAAGAGCUGGGAAGAGAGGUGGGGACACAAGAAACUCAAGC
Messenger RNA from Acomys russatus (golden spiny mouse), 1649 nucleotides. It is a transcript of the gene Gpr152, whose product is annotated as G protein-coupled receptor 152. Gene Ontology annotation, molecular function: G protein-coupled receptor activity. Gene Ontology annotation, biological process: G protein-coupled receptor signaling pathway. The record is from RefSeq and is a predicted model, not a curated record. Gene Ontology annotation, cellular component: membrane. The transcript has a single exon. The coding region runs from base 8 to 1567 and encodes 519 amino acids. NCBI's taxonomy places the organism in Eukaryota, Metazoa, Chordata, Mammalia, Rodentia, Muridae.